Jatropha curcas is the source of this 1706-nucleotide messenger RNA. It is a transcript of the gene OVA4, whose product is annotated as Nucleotidylyl transferase superfamily protein. The record is from RefSeq and is a predicted model, not a curated record. NCBI's taxonomy places the organism in Eukaryota, Viridiplantae, Streptophyta, Magnoliopsida, Malpighiales, Euphorbiaceae. Gene Ontology annotation, biological process: tryptophanyl-tRNA aminoacylation. Gene Ontology annotation, cellular component: chloroplast; mitochondrion. Gene Ontology annotation, molecular function: ATP binding; tryptophan-tRNA ligase activity.
UCAUCCAUUUAAUUUAAUCGGAUAAUACAAAUUAAAGCUCUCUCAAGACAGUAAAGUGUCCCACGCCAAGACGACGACAAUGGGACGUGCAAUUCUUUCUCACUUUCUCCUUCUAUCCAAUUCCCCUCUGCGCCUGGCAUCUUCACAGUCGCUGGGUGGAUUGCGAAGGCAAUAUCUGCAAAGUUCGGGGCUAAUUCGUCAAAAUGCAAGAUACGCCAGUGGUUUCCGUUGCCAUUGCACUGUCUCGCUUUCGGAGCCCGCCGGUCCGGAGAGCUCUUCCAGCUCUGUAAAGAAGAGGAUAGUAUCUGGAGUCCAGCCUACAGGAUCUAUUCACCUCGGAAAUUAUCUUGGUGCUAUAAAGAAUUGGAUAGAUCUUCAGAAUACGUAUGAGACUCUCUUCUUCAUUGUGGACCUCCAUGCGAUUACAUUACCAUAUGACACACAACAAUUAUCUAAGGCUACAAGGGAUACGGCAGCAAUUUAUUUGGCGUGUGGUGUUGACACUUCUAAGGCUUCUGUAUUUGUGCAGUCUCAUGUACGUGCUCAUGUAGAGCUAAUGUGGCUUCUAAGUUCUUCCACACCAAUUGGUUGGCUGAACAGAAUGAUUCAGUUUAAAGAGAAAUCCCGCAAGGCGGGGGAUGAGAAUGUUGGGGUUGCUCUUUUGACUUAUCCUGUUCUGAUGGCAUCUGAUAUUCUUUUGUAUCAGUCCGACUUUGUGCCAGUUGGUGAGGAUCAAAAGCAGCAUUUGGAAUUGACUCGUGAGCUAGCUGAGCGUGUUAAUUAUCUAUAUGGAGGAAGAAAGUGGAAAAAAUUAGGAGGGUGUGGAGGUCCAAUCUUUAAGGUUCCAGAGCCUCUUAUACCACCAGCUGGAGCCAGAAUUAUGUCUCUGACUGAUGGUCUUGCGAAGAUGUCCAAGUCUGCACCUUCUGACCAAUCUCGAAUCAAUCUUCUUGACCCAAAGGAUGUGAUAGCGAACAAGAUUAAGCGAUGCAAAACUGAUUCACUUUCAGGUCUGGAAUUUGAUAACCCUGAACGACCUGAAUGCAACAAUCUUCUUUCUGUCUAUCAGCUCGUCUCUGGAAAGACGAAGGAGGAAGUCAAACAAGAAUGUCAAAAUAUGAAUUGGGGCACAUUCAAACCUCUUUUGACAGAUGCCUUGAUUGAUCAUCUACACCCCAUCCAGGUUCGAUAUGGGGAAAUAAUAUCUGAUUCAGCUUAUUUGGAUGGAGUCUUGGAAGAAGGCAGUACUAAAGCUUCAGAGAUAGCAGAUGCCACUCUCAAUAAUGUAUACCAAGCAAUGGGAUUUUUGCGGAGAUGAACAGAAUCAAUUCUUGGGGAAAAUUUUAAUUGAAAAAGAUCUGCAAACUGCAACCUUAAAUUUAACUUUUGGAGGAUCUAUUAUUGCCCACAAGUACUUAGAGUACACCCAUGAGCAUAUAUUUGGCCAGUGAAUGGGAUAAUUAUUGGGAACGGCCACAAAUUUUUUCUUGAUGCAGCUGCUUCUACUUAUCUUCAAGACAGGUGCCUCUUUUAUUCUCUGCUGAUUAUUGAACUUGGUAAUUUUACAUAGAGUUUUUUCUCCAUGCUGUCUGUUGUGCAAUUGACCAGUGCGUAAAUUUAUGUUGAUUUUAUUUUUUCUCCACAGUUAUUUACAAUAAAAUAUUUCUGAAUGAAAAUUUACAAUAAAAUUUGUUUCUGAAUGAAAA